CCACACAAAGAAAAAAUAGUUGCAAUGAUUUCACACCUCGUCCAGAAUCAAGUCUCACUGCACAACUUUCACCCAAAAACAAUUUGGUUUUACAAUGGAUACACAUUCCAUCCAAACGUGCGGAGAGCCACGGGAGGAUUUCCGUUGGAUGAAAAUCAUUUGGAAGAUAUGCUCCCAAAUUUGGAACGACCUGAGAAUGUAUUCCUUCCCUUGAUCAUUGGAGACUUUGGCAAAGAUGUAAGAAAAAUCCACACCGAUUUGUACUCCUUCAUUUUCCUCGCCAUACUCAAAACACCUUUAGAAUUGGAAGAGUUUAUCAAAAUUAACGGGAAUCGGAGGCGGGACCGUUUCAUUUUCGUUGGAAAAGAACCUUCACUGUCCAAUUUGUUUCAUUCCGAAGUUAUCAAAGGUCUCAAAGACAAAGUUGGGCUGACCAUCCCGAAGCACGGUAUGACGACUGAGCUUCUACUCGACCCCGUAAUCUACAACCCUUCCGGAGAAAUGGUCAAAGUUUCAAUUCAUGAUGUCCAGGACUUUUCCAACAUUAUAAAAGUAGGACCACUCAUGGGGCGAAAUUUGAGAGGACGCCACCUCAAAAUAACCGGCAGUCUCCUCCCCACCUGGCUGUAUCGCAUUUCGGACGACAAAUCUCCUCAAGGGUUGCAACACGACGGGUCAAACUAUCGCAUCUUUGUCGAAGCCUCGCGCAGAUUUAAUUUUACCUUUGACCUGGACGCUCCACCCGGAAAAGUGUAUGCGGCGAAACUUGCCAAUGGAACUUGGGUCGGGCAGACGGGGGAUCUUUUCUACACGGAGAGGGGUUAUACCAACUCCAUUUAUCUCGGACAAAUUUACGGCUUAUUGGACUUUGUCGAAUAUGCUUCCACCAUUGACCACGCACACUUGAUGUUUUUCGCGGGAAGGGCUAAAAUGGAAUCCAACUCGGAAAGCUUCCUCCUCCCGUAUCAGAGGGAGGUGUGGAUCAGCGUGAUUGUUGUUUAUGUUGCCAUCAUUCUCACGGUAUUUUGCCUCCUCGUGCCGAAACCAUGGAAGAAAAAUGAUUUGACUUGGAGAGACGCGGCCUACCAUGCGAUCUGUGUCCCGUACUUGGUAGCGUUAGAGCAAGCCUUAUCAAAGGUGCCGAUAAGCGUGCGCUUCAUCGUGGGGUUAUGGUUGGUCAUGACGAUUGUCACGGGGACGGGGUAUAGAUGCAAUCUGGCCUCGUUUCUCAGCGUUCCGACGAUUCCACCAGUACCGAGAACGUUCGCCGAGUUAGCUGCAGACCCAGACUAUUGCAUCAUUCUCAACAAUGUGGGCGUCCCGGAGGUGAAAUUCUUUCAGCUCAAUGAUAAUCCAACAAUUAAGGCUGUGACGAGGAGGCUGAUUUAUAAUCCGGACAGUGAUGAUUGCGCCAAGCAAGCUUUCCUCCACAAGAAAACGAUAUGCGUUGGGUGGCGGAAAAUCAUAUUGACGGCAUCGCUUGGAACAAUGACGAUAAAUACGAGACUGGACCCACUAAUUCCGUCGAAUGAUAUUGCAAUGCUGGUUCCGAUGAGUGUGGCUUUCGUCAAGGAUUCCAUCCUUGUGGACUCAAUGACUCCUAUUACAGGAUUUAUUUUUUCGACCGGGCUGCAUAAUAAGUGGACGGAUGAAGCGUACUUUCACUUCAAGAUUCUGGGGAAGGCGAAGGUGGAAAAGUCGGAUAAAGGGUCGGAGUUGUACUUGGCAUUGAAAGAGUUUGAGGACUCCAUCACGUCGCUGGGUGCACUUAAGCCGUUCAAUCUAGAAAAUGUUAUAAUUCCAUUUUAUAGUUUGAUUUUUGGGUUGUUAAUUUCCGGCAUUGGGUUUUUAUUGGAAAUUGGGUAUGCCCAUUGUUCCAGCCGUUUCUUCGACCAAACCAAGAAAGUCAGAAGAAGAAUUGUAAGCCCCAUGAACACUGAUAAGGAAAAUAAAACAAAUCUGGUUGUUUUGGGUCAAUUGGGACAUUUACAAAUAUGUGUGAGCAGUCAAUAACUGGACAUACCGAUGGGAU
Molecule: messenger RNA, 2032 nt
Organism: Folsomia candida
Lineage: Eukaryota; Metazoa; Arthropoda; Collembola; Entomobryomorpha; Isotomidae
Exons: 2
Coding region: 25-2013 (662 amino acids)
Cellular component (GO): membrane
Molecular function (GO): ligand-gated monoatomic ion channel activity
Source: RefSeq, a predicted model, not a curated record